UUUAUCGACUGAGGGAAAAACAGACCGGAGACGGGAAGUAGACAAUAUACAAAGCUGUCAAGCUUCUCAGCGCACUACAGAGACAUUCAGACAGACAGAAAGUAAUGGAGAAUAGGAUGUUUUGAAGAUAACGUAACCGCAGGACGAGACUACUGUGGAGGCCAAGAUAAAAAACGAAUGUGAGAAAAGAGGGAUAACUGAGAAGGAAGAUAAAAAACAGUGUCGGACGUACGCAGUACGAAAUGGACGGGUCACUACGUCACACGGACCAGGACGAGGAAGGUUCUUCAGGCCGUGAACUCAGGCUGAUUCUGUUGGGCCGUGGGCACUCGGGGAAAAGCAGCGUGGGUAAUGUAGUUCUUGGCGACCAGGUGUUUGAGACACACUCUAACUCUGAGACAUCCCAUACGGAGGAGUGUGAGAAGAGGAAAGCUACUGUGGCAGGCAGAGAGGUGUCUGUGGUGGACACUCCAGACUGGUUUUGCUCAGAGCGCCCCCCAGAGGAGAUCCAACGUCAGCUCUCUCUCUGCGUUGCCCUGUCUGCCCCGGGGCCCCAUGCUUUUCUGCUGUGUGUCCCUGUCCAUCGUCAUGGGGAUCUGGACCUCCAAGCUCUGGGGGCCCUAGAAGAAGUUUUUGGCCCUGACGCCAUUAGUAAGUACACCUUGGUUCUCCUCACGCACGUAGACCUGCUCCCUGAAGGCCAAAGCUUAGAGGAGUACCUCUCCACCCAACGGAAGGACGUACUGGAGCUGGUGGAGAGGUGCGGGGACCGCUACCACACUGUGGAGAGGGGCGGAGGUGAGGAGAAGGAGAAGAAGACUGCGGUUGAGCUUCUGGAAAAGGUGGAGCAGAUGGUGGGAGAGGGCGGGGCCGAGUUCUACACCUGUUCGCUCUUCAUAGAGGCAGAGACACGAAUCAGACAGAGACAGGAGGAGAUAGCGAGGCAGAGGAGAGAGGAAGGUGAGGAAGACGUGGCGCCGGGUCAAGAGAGAACGAGGGAAGAGGCGGAGAGGAGCGUCCGAGACCUCCGGGUGGACGGCAUAAAUGCUCUCUCUCCUCCGUCACCCCCUCCCUCGUUCCUCCUCUCCGUGUGGAACUGGGUGACCGGCUGUCUCGGGAGAGUGGCGAAGCUGGUCAGGUUGGAGGCUCUGCUGGGAUCUUUAGUGGGGCUUUUUGUUGGAGGCCCACUAGGUGGCGCUAUGGGGGCAACCGUAGGCUCAGUGGCCACUGAGGUGGGCAGACGAAAACGCCUCAAAACAAAGUGAUAACACUCCUCCGUUCGCUAUCGCCGUCGGCAACACUUUAAAGCAAGUCGCUUCUGCUAAUGUCUUGUACUACUACAAAUUGGGGAAUAAGUGAUGAAACCCCUACCGAGGCGCUACCGUGACAGUGAAGUACUAAACACUCAAGUGUUACAAAUAAAAGCACGAAAAUUUAUUUGGUGCCAACACACUUCUAACAUCAUACUUGGGGCAAUGUUGGUUUUAGCUGGGGUAUUUUACAGGUGUUCUGAAAGCUCUUUUUUAGUACCUGGCUGUGUGCAGUGUUGUAUUUAAUUCUUUAAUGAAAUAUAUGUGUUAACUGUUUCCUGAUGCCCGGAGCAUUCUAUCCUUUUGAGUUUGGAGUCUGCACAGUAUGGAGUAACAUGGUGCUAAGGGGUAAAUGUACCAACUACAGCCA
Messenger RNA from Chanos chanos (milkfish), 1680 nucleotides. Its product is annotated as GTPase IMAP family member 4. The transcript is spliced from 4 exons. The coding region runs from base 243 to 1265 and encodes 340 amino acids. The record is from RefSeq and is a predicted model, not a curated record. NCBI's taxonomy places the organism in Eukaryota, Metazoa, Chordata, Actinopteri, Gonorynchiformes, Chanidae. Gene Ontology annotation, molecular function: GTP binding.